AUGGGGAAAUUAGGGAAGAAAGCACGAAAGUUUGCCAAAAAAAACCUACAAUCAGUUUCGAGGAACGAAAGAAAGUUAAAAUCCAAGUUCAAAAGAAAAGCUUCAAAAGGUGUUAGUCACGAUGUUGAAGAAGUUCAAGAGGCUGAUGCUGUUACAAAUCCUUCAAACAACACUGUUGUUGAAGAGGUUGUAGAUAUUUCACUUGAUACUGUUUUCAGUGAUGAUGAACGUGAGGUGCUUGAUGGUUCAGAUAGUGAUGGAUAUCUUUCAGAGGACUCUAGCUGUGCACAUGUUACUGGAAGUGACGAUGAAAAUGAAAAUUAUAUUGAGAAUGACAACAGUGGCAGUUCGUUAUCGGUCCAAAACAAGGAAAUUUUUGGAGAACUUUUGAAGAAAGAAAAGAGGUUGAACAGAUUGAAAGAAAAGUUUCCAGGGUUUUCUAAAUUUCUGGAAAGUUAUGAUGUAGGCACUGGACAAGAUGCAGACGAAGAAGCUGGUUCAGAUGACGAAAGAUUAGAUAUAGCGAAUGAUGACAAUGAACGUGCUCGGGUGGGUAAAAUGUUGACAAAUACAGCUGUUGAUUCUUUGUGUAAACUGGUCAAAGAACAACGUAGUCUGCCUGCCCUUACUUGCCUCGUAAAUGCUUAUAGGGCGGCAUGCCAUAGUGAUUCUGAAAUAACCAGUGUCAGUGAUACUAUCUUAUCCAACGGUAUUCAGACAAGUGAAACUUUCUGCACAAUAUUAAUGUUCAUGCUGCAUGAGGCUGAUACUAUAUUUAGGAUGUUACUGGGAAUAUCAAGCUCGAGUUCUAAGAAAGAAGCUGUUUUGGAUAUAAAGAAUACGGCUAAAUGGUUAUCUCUUAGACCACUUGUUAAGGCAUACUUAAGGAGUACUGUGUUUCUCUUAAACCAGAUCACCGACUCCAAGAUAUUAGUCUUCUCAAUUUGUCAACUCAGAGCUUCAAUAAUCUUUCUUGCUGCAUUUCCUUCUUUACUGCACAAGCUUCUCAAGAUUUGUGUUGAUCUCUGGGCAACAGGUGAUAGAUCUCUGUCAUCACACUCCUUUCUUAUCAUACGCGAUAUAGCAUCUGUGUGUGGCUCUAAUUGGUUAGACAUCUGCUUUGUCAAAACAUAUAAGGCCUUCAUCAGUCGCUCUCCGUCUGAACAUACACAUUUUUUAAGGAACUCCUUUGUGGAGUUAUGUUGUUUAGAUGUGCAGAAGUCAUCAAAUAAAGCAAAUAUAUGCGUAAGGCGUCUAGGUGAGAUAUUGCUGAAGGGGUGGCAAGUGAAAAAGAAGGAGGUGGUUAAGAAAAUUUGCAGUUGGCAGUACAUCAAUUGCAUUGAUCUCUGGGUUUCAUUUAUAUCAGAAAACAUACCUGAUUAUGGUCUUCAGCCAUUGCUGUAUAUGAUUGCUCAAAUUAUAAAUGGAGUCGUUCUCCUCUUUCCCGGGCCUAGAUAUUUGCCGCUGAGACUCAGAUGUAUCCAAUGGCUUAAUCGUCUUGCUGGUUCUAGUGGGCUUUUCAUUCCUGUUACAUCACUAGUGCUGGAUUUUCUAGAAUACAAUAUUACCAAGGAUGGUGGGAAACCGGGCAAAGUGUUUGAGUUUGAACCUUUGUCUACCAUAAAGCUUCCGAAGCAUUGGUUAAAAUCACGUGAGUUUCAAGAAGAGUGUGUCACGUCUACCAUUGAACUCCUUUCACAGCACUUUGCACAAUGGAGCUACCAUGUGUCUUUUCCUGAACUUGCAACAGCUCCACUUGUCUUCCUUAAAAAGAUAGUUGAGAGGACCUCUGAUGAGAGUUUUAGACGAGUUAUCAAGCGUUUCAUUGACCAGGUGGAGUUGAAUGUUGACUUUGUGCAAAGGAAAAGAGAUGAAGUGCCAUUCUCACCAAAGGAUCACCAGUCUGUCGAAUCGUUUCUUCAGGCUGAAAAACGUAGCAGUAAUAAUUCUUUUACUCAACACUACAAAAGCAUCAUUCGCAAGGCUGCUUCUAGGAAAACGCUCUCAAAUAGAAAGUCUCUGGGCAAAGGAAAGAAGAGGAAAAUGCAGCGUCCAAAUGGCAUUGCUGUUGAUGGCAACCCCGCCGACUCUGGAACGAAGAAGAAAAUGCAGCAUCCAAACGGCAGUGUUGAUGGCAACCCUGCUGAUUCUCGGAGGAAGAAGAAGAAAAUGCAGCAUCCAAAUGGUGUUGUUGAUGGCAACCCUACUGAUUCUUUAAAGAAUUAA
Messenger RNA from Vicia faba (fava bean), 2226 nucleotides. Lineage: Eukaryota; Viridiplantae; Streptophyta; Magnoliopsida; Fabales; Fabaceae. The record is from the annotation of a GenBank genome assembly.